ACGACAGCUGCCUGCCAGCUCCUCUCGACUGGUCGACAGGCGCACAGUCUUAAACAUUCAGUAUACUAUGGCACAGCUCCUCGACUAUGCAACUGCAGAGGCAGAAUUAGCCAAAUAUGAGUCUCGCGACGGCCACUCGGCUGCUGAGCUCAUGGCGGAUCAAAACGGUCUGACCUACCAGGACUUGCUUAUGCUGCCUGGCUUCAUUGACUUUGGCGCCAAGGAUGUCACGCUCGAGUCGCGAAUCACAAAGAAUAUCGUCCUCAAGACGCCUUUCAUGUCCUCUCCCAUGGACACCGUUACAGAAGCCGACAUGGCCAUCAAUAUUGCGCUUCUUGGUGGUAUCGGCAUCAUUCACCACAAUAAUACUCCCGAGGAACAAGCAGCGAUGGUGAAGACGGUUAAGAAGUUUGAGAACGGAUUCAUCACAGACCCUGUUGUGCUCUCACCGGAAGCAACCGUAAGCGAAGUGAAGAAAAUCAAGGCUUCGUCCGGCUUCUCUGGUAUUCCAGUCACAGACAAUGGAAAGCUCGGGGGCAAACUACUCGGCAUCAUCACAUCACGCGACGUUGCGUUUCACUCCGACCCACAGUCUCCUGUCAGUCAGGUGAUGACGGCGGACCUAGUCACUGCGCCGGAGGGCAUUGCCCUCAAGGAGGCGAACGAAAUUCUUCGCCAAUCCAAAAAGGGGAAGUUGCCAAUCGUCGAUAGUAAUGGCAACCUCAAAGCACUACUUGCGCGGUCUGAUCUGAUGAAGAAUCUCAACUUCCCGCUCGCUUCAAAGCUGCCGGAAUCAAAGCAGCUCUACUGUGGUGCUGCCAUCGGCACGCGGGAAGCUGAUCGAGCGAGGCUCGCUCUCCUGGAGCAGGCAGGCUUGGACUUGGUUGUCCUUGACUCAUCCCAAGGAAAUUCUGUCUUCCAAAUAGACAUGGUCAAAUGGAUCAAGCAGACUUACCCGUCGAUGCAGGUCAUCGCCGGCAAUGUUGUGACACGGGAGCAGGCUGCCAAAUUGAUUGCUGCUGGCGCUGAUGGACUUCGUGUUGGUAUGGGCUCUGGCUCCAUCUGUAUCACACAGGAGGUCAUGGCAUGUGGUCGUCCACAAGCGACUGCUGUCUUCCAGGUGUCCGAGUUUGCUGCUCGAUUUGGCGUUCCCACCGUUGCCGAUGGUGGACUGAGGAAUGCUGGUGACAUAGUUAAGGCUCUUGCGCUUGGCGCUUCUGCAGUCAUGAUGGGUGGCAUGUUGGCGGCUGUGCACGAGGCACCUGGCGCAGUUAUUUACCAAAAUGGGCAGCGUGUCAAGGUCUACCGAGGCAUGGGCUCCAUCGCAGCUAUGGAGCACCAAAAGGGGCAGUCGUCAGAUAACGCUGCUGCUGGACGGUACUACUCUGAAGACGAUACCAUCCGCGUGGCGCAAGGCGUCACUGGCUAUGUGACGGAGAAGGGUUCCAUCAAGGAAUUUGUGCCGUACCUGACAACUGCCAUCCAGCAUUCACUGCAGGAUAUUGGCGUUCGCUCGCUCAAUGCGCUGCGAGCUGGCACUCAGGCUGGAGAGGUCCGUUUCCAGCUUCGAUCGAACGCCGGCAUCAUGGAGGGCGGCGUUGGCGGCCUGACGAGUUACGACAAGCAGCUGUUCAAGUAGACCUGUGUACUCCAUCUCGUGCUCUGUUUGUAGACUUUGCCUACGACGGUUUGUUUUAUUUCUCC
This is a messenger RNA of Protomyces lactucae-debilis, 1704 nucleotides long. Its product is annotated as IMP dehydrogenase/GMP reductase. Gene Ontology annotation, molecular function: IMP dehydrogenase activity. The record is from RefSeq and is a predicted model, not a curated record. NCBI's taxonomy places the organism in Eukaryota, Fungi, Ascomycota, Taphrinomycetes, Taphrinales, Protomycetaceae. Gene Ontology annotation, biological process: GTP biosynthetic process. The coding region runs from base 68 to 1639 and encodes 523 amino acids. Gene Ontology annotation, cellular component: cytoplasm. The transcript is spliced from 2 exons.